AUGGUAGCAUCAAAUGGUGAGGUCGAUAAUGAACUACUAGAACAUAAACAAGAUUUAGCCAAUUUGAAAGAAACUGAUCCAGAAUUUUAUAAAUUUUUAAAAAAAGAAGAUAAAGCACUACUUGAUUUUGAUAUUGAUGAUGAUGGAGAUGAAGAAAAUGUAGAUCAAAAAUUUCAUCGGCCACCAUCCAAUCUUGAAGAAGUUCUAGAAGACGAUGAAGACAACGACAACGAAAUUCAGGGUGAAGAAGAACAAAGUCAGGUGACAGUUGAAAUGAUUGAAAAAUGGUCAGCUCAAUUAGAAAAAUCUCAGCCACCAUUAACAAUUAUAAGACAUGUUAUUCGGUCAUUUGGUGCAGCAGUUCUCUCUGCUUAUGGUACCGACGUAGAUGAUAAAAAGAAGAAAAAAAAAUCAAAAACAAAAUCGAAUGUAGCUGUCGAUAAUCCAGAUUCGUUCAAUACUAUUGUUAGAUGUUGUUUGAAACAAUUAAUACCCGCUAUAUACAGGUUUUUAAAAAUAAAACCGGAAAAGAAGAAGCUAAAACCAGAGACAAGUACAAAUUGGAAAUAUCUAAGUGAAAUUAUGAAAAAAUAUUUAAUGAGUUUUGCAAGAUUGAUAUCAAUGAUUAAUGUUCCUAGUACAUUGAAUUCACUUUUACGUCAUAUUCGAACAUUAAUACCGUUUAUUCUUGCCAUACCAAUAACACGAAAACCAAUUGUGAAAGAAUUAAUUAUCGUAUGGUCUACAGCUACUGAUGAAAAAAGUCGUGUUAUUUCAUUUGUUUGUCUAUUUCAUAUCACAAGAGAAAAUAGAAAAGAAAUAACACCGAUUGUUCUCAGGAAAAUGUAUUUUGAAUAUUUAAAAAAUUGUAAAUUUACAUCUCCAACAUCGUUACCAUUAAUUAAUUUUAUGCAACGAUCAUUAGUUGAAAUGUAUUCGAUUGCUCCAUCGAUAACCUAUCAACAUGCAUUUGUUUUUAUUAGGCAACUAGCAAUUCAUCUAAGAAGUGCAACGAUUCAAAAAAAACCAGAAAAUAUUCAAAAUGUUUAUAAUUGGCAAUAUAUUCAUGCAUUAUCAUUAUGGACAAAUGUUAUUGGCUUGUUGUAUAAGGAAGCAUUGAUAAAACAAUUAAUUCAUCCUCUAUGCGAAGUGAUUAUCGGAACAAUAAGACUUGUUCCAAUUGCUCGUUAUUAUCCAUUACGUUUUCAUUGUAUACGUUCACUUAUUAAAUUAACAACAUUAACAGACACAUUUAUUCCUGUUUUACCAUUUCUAAUUGAAGUGUUUGAUAUAACAGAUUUCAAUAAGAAACACAAAACAGCGAGUUUAAAAGCGCAAUAUAUUAAUUUUGAUACUGCUUUAAAAUUAUCAAAAUUACAAAUGGAAGAUCGUGCAUAUAAAGAUGGUCUAAUGGAUCAAUUGUAUGAAUUAUUUAUACUUUAUCUGGUCAAUUAUUCAUAUCAUUUUUCAUUUCCAGAACUAAUAUUUCCCGUUGUAUUAAAAUUUAAAUCAUUUUUAAAAACAUGUCAAAUACAAAAUUUUUGUAAAGUAAUUAAAGGUUUAUUAGAAAAAUUACAAGAAAAUGCAAAAGUAAUUGAAGAUAGACGACAAAAAACAGGUUUAAAUAUUAAAGACAUUAAACAAAUGGAAACUUGGCUUGAAAAUAGUAAACAGGAACAAACACCAUUGAAAAUACAUUAUCAACGUUAUCUAUCAUUACGACAGAGAGAAGUUUUAGAAGAUAUUGCACAAAAAGAAAAAAUAUCAGCCAGAGGUCGUGCUGAAUUACCUGAACUUAUUCGUCCAACAAAAUUUGUCAAUGAUAAACAAGAUUUUAAAAACUUAAUCGAAAAAGAUAUAAGCGACAAUGAUGAUAACGACGAAGAUGGCGAAUUUUUUCAAUUGAAAAAGAAACGAAAACAUGAUAGCGACGAAAGUGAAGAAGAAGAAGAAGAUGAAGAAGAUGAAGAAGAUGAAUUAGAUGAAAUAGAAGAAACAGAAGUGAAAAAGCCAAAACGUUCGAAAUCAGAUAGUACAUCUCAGUUUGUGAAAGAAAUAAAAAAACGUGGUGCUCGAGAUCAAUUAAAAGAUUUAACGAUAGAUGAUUUUUGA
Molecule: messenger RNA, 2112 nt
Organism: Didymodactylos carnosus
Lineage: Eukaryota; Metazoa; Rotifera; Eurotatoria; Philodinida; Philodinidae
Source: the annotation of a GenBank genome assembly